Mycena citricolor is the source of this 890-nucleotide messenger RNA. Lineage: Eukaryota; Fungi; Basidiomycota; Agaricomycetes; Agaricales; Mycenaceae. The record is from the annotation of a GenBank genome assembly.
GCGGCGCAUCUUAGUCCUGACCAACACCACCUCCACCACCCACUUACUCUGUUGAGAUGGACCCAAAACCUCAGCUGCCUGCUGAAACGAUCGAGUUCGCCCACCGGAUGUUCGACGCAGCGAGGUCCGGAAAUUCCGAAGUUCUAGUUGCCGCCCUCGACGCCGGGCUUCCUACAAACAUCCUCAACGAAAAAGGCAACAGUCUGCUGAUGCUCGCGUCCUACGCCGGCCACACCGAUCUCACGAAACAGCUGCUUGAUCGCGGCGCAGAUCCAAACGUGCUCAACGAUCUGGGGCAAUCGAUGAUCGCCGGGGCAGUGUUCAAAGCACACGACGAUGUAGUCCGACUGUUGGCCGAUCGCGGUGCCGAUCCGCGCCUGGGAAAGCCGACCGCGAUCCAGACGGCGCAUAUGUUCGGACGAACGCAUCUGAUGGGCGUCCUCGGGGCGAAGGACGGAGAUAUCGGGCCUGAGGUGCCUGCGCCGGUGUCCCAAGCGGGAAGCGGCGGUUCUACAGCGUAGGAUGCGAUCACGUUCGACUGAAAAAAUCAAAUUGUACUCUGGGUCAUCAUCUCUGUUGUCUUCACCCCAAAGUUGGGAUCAGACGCCGCCGACAAAAAUCACACAGGAAAGUUUGCAGUCUGACGGAUUCUGGACAUGUGACAGUCGCUGCCCGUCUCCGACUGGAAGGCGCCGACUAUGUGCUUACCCAACAGAAGUGCGGGCCAAAUGGCAGCUGUCAGGAGCUGCUUCGUCUCGAGUGCACUUGAGCACGACUAAAUCACGCCAACGGCUCCAUUAUUAUCGAGUCAAGAACUCAAGUGUAGGUAGGCUAAAUUUCUUGUAGCAUGACGUCACAAUGCAACGAAGAGGCAGACAUAUACAUAUUUA